AUGGCGACCCGAAUGUCCCUGGAAGACCUGAUGAAGGUCACGAACUUCUCCCGGCCAGAACUCGAGCUUCUGUCUCGGAAAUUCUCCGAACUCUGUCUGCACAACGAAAAGAUUGACCGUGCAAAGUUUCGAGACCUGCUCGCCGACACAUUCGAGGUUGACGACUCGCUGCUGAUGGAUCGAGUCUUCCGAUGCUUCGAUGUCGAUGCCGACAACUACAUUGCCCACGACGAGUUCAUGAAAGGCAUGUCCGUCUUUCUCAAGGGCCGCUACGAAGAGCGCAUGAAAUUCUGCUUCAGGGUCUAUGACUUGAAUGGUGACCGAUACAUCUCCAAGGAGGAGAUGUUCCAGAUGCUCAAAAACUGCCUCGUCAAAGGGGCCGAAGAAGACGAAGACGGCGUCAAGGACCUCGUUGACCUGGUCUUGAAGAAACUCGACGAAGAUCGCGACGGACGAGUGUCUGAGGCAGACUGGACCAGCGCCAUCACCAAAGAAUCGCUGUUGAUGGAGGCAUUUGGCCCCUGUCUACCGACAGCCAAGGUACGCCAUCGACGCUCCCACCCUCCUCCGUGCUUGAGCAACAUCGCUCGACGAUCACAGCCAGGUGUCUGGAAUCUUGCCCGGUCUCAAUCCAACACGACUAUGUUCCGGCCUUGCUUUCCCAGACCAUCGAGCGCUAUCUCGACCUUGGUCAAAGCGACCCCAAGCUGCUGA
Polychytrium aggregatum is the source of this 714-nucleotide messenger RNA. RefSeq lists its product as uncharacterized. The record is from RefSeq and is a predicted model, not a curated record. Bases 1 to 714 code for a protein of 237 amino acids. The transcript has 4 exons. Gene Ontology annotation, molecular function: calcium ion binding. Lineage: Eukaryota; Fungi; Chytridiomycota; Chytridiomycetes; Polychytriales.